This is a messenger RNA of Eimeria mitis, 2262 nucleotides long. RefSeq lists its product as uncharacterized. The record is from RefSeq and is a predicted model, not a curated record. Bases 1 to 2262 code for a protein of 753 amino acids. The transcript has 10 exons. NCBI's taxonomy places the organism in Eukaryota, Apicomplexa, Conoidasida, Eucoccidiorida, Eimeriidae.
AUGCCUCCCCUAAUGCAAGGACCCGUCGACUUGGAUUCAUCAGGAGGCGAAGAUGGGCCGGUCGGCUCACGUAUUGGCUCGCAAGGGCCCGGCUCCCCCUCUCUUCCAUUGGCUACAAGCGGCGACAUGGGAAAUCUAACUCCUGAGCCCAAUGAUAAAGCUAAUUUCGCUCACAUCGCAAGGGAAGAUAUGGAAGAUGCUCAGAGCGAAGGAACCCCUCCUGGAACGCUUGCGCUUCUCGAGCAGAUCCGAGCUAGGCGACUGGCACGGGACAGUAGAAUGUGGGACGUAGAAGAUGCCGAGUUAGAAGCUGCUCAGUUGAGAGAAGUGGCGUUGCCCAUUAGCCACGGCUCUUCUGACUCUGAAGAUUCUUCGUCGACCGAUUUCGGACUACUUUGUCCAGUAAGAAGGGCGCCAAGUUCCAUAGAAUUUGAUAACAUAAGCUCUGUACCCUACCACGCCCAAUACAAGCGAGUCGUUGAGCAGGAAGAAGAUGCGGAAAUGGAACGGCUUCUGCAGCAGUUGGAUCAGGAACAGCAGGCUAUCCAUGAUUUGGCGGUGGCUCAACGCUACCAGCUAAUGCAAGAGCAAAUUGCCGUGAUUCAGAAGCAACUUGGGCGCGGAGACGCCAAGAUUCCUGAUCUCGAGUGGCUAAUGGCCAAUGACCCCGAAAACAAUCAUGAAUUAGAUGAUAUCAUGGCGGCGUUCGCCGCGAGAGACGAUGACCUCCCGCAAGAGGCUCCAGAAGAACCAGAAAUUCCGCUGACGUGCAGGAAUAUUUUUUAUGCUUGCCGAUUAUUCCGUGCUUUAACUCAGCAUCCGGUGGGCACUGAUAUUCUGCCCGUUGGGGAUGCCUCUAUUUAUCGGCGUUAUCAUGAGUUUGUGCUCGGUGAAGAGGAGGCAGAGGGUGGUGAAACUGUGGGAACUUGCAUUUUCGACGCAGCAAUUGAUGUCAGCAUCUCCGAUGAACUACUCCCGCCUGGACUCGAUUCGGAUGAGGGAUCCGGGAUGUGGUCGAAUCCAUACAAUAUUUUUACAACUACCUCCUGUGGGCCUUUCGGCAUCCGCGUGAAGGUCGAACACUCCAGUAAAACGCAUGUUUUAAACGAAGAAGUCUUUGGUACCGUUGCCUUUAUUGGACUUUCAAGGGCAAAUACCUGGGAUAUUAUGGGAUUACUAGAUUUGGCGUAUGAACAUGACUUCGACGCCAUAGCCAUUACGCCACCGGGGCACGGAAAUACAACGCAGGUGGAGGACGAGGGCGGGGGCUUCUGGAGUUCAUCAAAUUUCCUCAAACACGCGCUGGAGUCAUGCUUGGGUGUUUCCUUGGCAAGGACAGUUGUAGUGUCCCACAGCAACUUCGUAACUCGCAAGUACUUUCUUCCUUUUUUGAUGUCCGACAUUGCCCUGGGUUUCGUUCUCUUUGACAGCUCUGUCGGUACGGAUUGGAUGGAUGAAUAUGACACAGACGUUAAUGACCACAAAUUCUACCAAUAUGUUGGAAAACGACGUCUAGCCGGUGUUGACAGCAUCAUUCACUCUCUGGAAACAAAGAGAGAGGAUUUUAAUGGGGGAAAUCAACUGGGUGGCAGAAUGUCUGUUCCGAGCGAGGGGCUGCAGCUGGCAAAACCACGUGUACUUGCCGCGACGUCACUGAAAGGUUACUGCCGGGCUGAACCUGAGGGCGCAGACGACGCUUUCCCAACUAAUAGCACUCUCGGUCCAUUCGACUUUUUCCCCGGAAAGUACAAGAUGCCAGGUUGGGAUACUGCACGAAAGCGCUUCCGUGAGACUCCGUUGGACGCUCCGGCUGACGAAGGAAUGGAAGGCCGACUAGUAAGCAGCGAGUACUUCGAUCCGCUACGCAUAGCUCUUGUUGAGUUUCUUGAAGACCUGAAGAGCCUUUCGCUAGGAGGGAAGCUACAGGUAGAGCAACCGCGCCCUCUUCGGUACAACAACAGGCAAACUGAGUAUGACAAAUCGAGGGAGCACACUACUACGAUCGACCCAAUGACGGUUUACUGUGUACAAGAGUCGGCCGCUUCUGUACAACCAACCCGUUCGAGCGAUCCAAAUGAGGCCCCUCCAGUGCAUCUAGUUGAUCCAGAGAAGUACUGGCUCCAGAAAAAGGCGCAAACACUGCGCAGCACCUCCACCACCACAGCGUCCCCUUCUUCGACUGCGAAAAAAUUGACACCGGUUAAACAUUUGGAGUUUCACCUUCCCUCGUUGGGAUCCAUACUCAGCAACUGGGUGCCCUAA